AUGGAACUUACAAAUACGAAUGAUGAAAAUUCUUUUGAUCCAACGCCAAAACUAAAAUCUAAUCCUAUACCAAUUAAUUUUAUUUCUUUUAAUAAUAAUGAUACAAAAUGUUUUAAUUGUGGAGAGUAUUACGUUCUGACGCAUUAUUGUUAUCAAAGAUAUUGUAAAAAAUGCUUAUCGAAUUAUCUAACCAAUAUAACUGAUAAUAAUAUUUAUUUGGAUGUAUAUAUAUUCACAAGGAACUUAAAAUGUAGUGAACACGAAAUAAUUAGGACAAAAGAACCGCAAAAUAUUCAAGGUUGCUGCAAAAAUUGCUUAGAAAUAUUAUGGUUUAAACAAAUACCUACGAAUCAUUUUAGUAUAUCCGGAUUUGGUUUUUCUUCGAUUUUUGAACGUAAUUUAUACGACAUUUUAAAAGUUAAUGUGGUGGAAAGUGAAAAAUAUUGUAAGCUAUGUGGGAAAUCUUUAUAUCAAGGAACAGACUCUUCUAUUAAACAUAAAGUCAGAUUAUGUUCAUAUUGUUAUUUGAUCACUUAUGGAAAUAUAGAAUCAACCUUUACUAAAAAACUUAUUCCAAUUAUUUAUUUACCAUGGUGGCACAAUAAACCUCAUUGUGAUGGUUGUGGAAAAGAAUUAAAAAUUACAUCAGACUGUCAAAAGUAUUGCGGUGGAUGUUUUAUAUUUUAUAUUGGAUGUAGAUACUGUUUAACAACAAAUAUUAUUUUUGGAUUGACAACUCGAUCUCAAUGUAGAAAAUGCCAAAGAGUAUCAUAUAUUAUUGAUAAUUUAAAUAUUUUGAGUGGAAAUAGUGAAUUAGAUGAUUUUCUUGCUAAUAUAUUACCUGAAUCAUACAAUAAUUUUAAAGCAGAUGAGUUUGCAGACAAAAUAAAAAGUAGUGAAUAUUAUAUUCCAUUGGAAAUAAAUUCAACUAUUCGUUCUCUGUGUCAAAACUAUAAGAAUGCUCAAUCAGAAAAGUUGAUAGAAUGGAUAUCAUAUCCUCAAUUUACGGAUGUAAAAGAAAUAGCAAGAGGAGGAUUUGGCAUUAUAUACCGUGGAACUUUAGAUCGGCAAAGUGUAAUUUUAAAAAAAUUCAAAAAUUCACAAGAUACCAGCAGAUAUUUCUUAAAUGAGUUAAAAUCAAAUCAAUAUUGUUAUGAAAUUAAACAUCAUAUUAUUAGAACUCAUGGCGUUACGAAAGAUCCCAAAUUAGGUGAAUAUAUGUUAGUUAUGCAAUAUGCAUCGGGAGGAGAUUUACAUAACUGGUUACAAAAGAGUUUUGUAAAUAUUAAGUGGAAUAAAGAUAAAUUAAUUAUUUUAUGGCAAAUUUCAGAAGGACUUGAAACUAUUCAUAAAGCUGAUUACAUACAUCGAGAUUUUCAUAGUGGAAAUAUAUUAUAUGAUUUAUUUCACAAUAACUCAAUAAAAGAAAAAUUUAAAUUUAAAGAAAGACAUCAAUGGCUAAUUGGAGACCUAGGAUUAUCACAGCCCGCAAAUAGCACAUCGUCAAAUAAUGAAAUAUAUGGAGUAAUACCUUACAUCGCACCAGAAAUAUUUAAGGGGUCUUCAUUUUCUAAAGAAUCUGAUAUUUAUAGUAUAGGCAUGAUUAUGUGGGAACUAACAACAGGCUGUAAGCCUUUUGCUAAUGUUGAACAUGAUCAUAAACUGAUUUUUAAAAUUCUUGAUGGAGAACGACCUGAAAUUACAGAAGAUACUCCAGAAUGUUAUGCGGAUUUAAUGAAAAGUUGUUGGGAUCCUGACCCCAAAAAAAGACCCUUGGCGAAAAAUAUUCGUAAUACCUUUGGUAGUUGGUCCUUCAGAAAAAAACACAAUGAUAUAUUUGAUAAAGCUGAAUUAAAAAGAAUUGAGUUAUUAAAUUUAAAGAAGCUUGGUCCUGAGUUUGCCAAAAAGCCUCACUCAAAAGCCAUUUAUACAAGUAGACCAUUAAGCUAUUUUAUUUCUAAAUGCUCAUCUAUCAAUUCAUCUUUAUUUGACAGCAAUGAACAAGCUUACAUUUCGAAAGAACUGGAAUUUGAUAUAGAGUCUGCUGAAAGUGGGUCAUUAAAUGUGCCUGCAACUUUGAGAAAGAGAAAGAUUAAUGAAUUAAACAUUGAAAAUGAUGGAAAAAAGAGAUUUUGUGGUUGAAAUAUAUUUUUUAAAUAUGCUACAGUACAGUAUAUACAGGUAAUCAUUACUGUUUUAAUUGUGGCUUAGGCAUAAAAAAUGAUCAAGGUAAAAU
Messenger RNA from Rhizophagus irregularis DAOM 181602=DAOM 197198, 2236 nucleotides. RefSeq lists its product as uncharacterized. The record is from RefSeq and is a predicted model, not a curated record. Gene Ontology annotation, molecular function: protein kinase activity; ATP binding. Gene Ontology annotation, cellular component: cytoplasm. Gene Ontology annotation, biological process: protein phosphorylation; signal transduction. NCBI's taxonomy places the organism in Eukaryota, Fungi, Glomeromycota, Glomeromycetes, Glomerales, Glomeraceae.